UGGGGGCUAAGGAUAUCUAUGGCAGCAGAAGACCGAAGCCCAGUGACUAGUUUGUGCAAGAGGAAGGGAGCAUGAUCAGCACCAGAUCCCCAUUCUCUGCAGGACCCUGACAAUCGGACAGGUGACCUGCUCCAGAAUACAGAGGCCUUAGUGGACGAAAUUCGCAAAAACCAACUCCGGAUCCUAAAAGGGAGGGCGAAGAAUCAGUGGCCGAAGCUAACCGCUUCAUACCCACACUUCAUCCUCCCUCCCCCAACCUCCGCCCGGUUCCCUGCUAGGCCACCAUGUCUGUAGGCAACGGCACGCCUUGGGGGUCAGCAGCGGCCGACGAGGUCUGGGCGGGAUCAGGAGUGGAAGUGGAGGGCUCAGAGUUGCCCACCUUCUCAGUUGCAGCCAAGGUCCGAGUGGGAGUGACCAUUGUGCUGUUUAUUUCUUCGGCUGGAGGGAACCUGGCUGUAUUGUGGUGUGUGACGCGUCCGCAACCCAGCCAGCUUCGCCCCUCUCCGGUCCGGCGACUCUUUGCCCACUUAGCAGCUGCCGACUUACUGGUCACUUUUGUGGUUAUGCCCCUAGAUGCUACAUGGAAUAUCACUGUUCAGUGGCUGGCUGGGGACAUAGCAUGUCGGAUGCUCAUGUUUCUGAAACUAAUGGCCAUGUAUGCCGCAGCUUUCCUGCCGGUGGUCAUUGGGCUUGAUCGCCAGGCAGCAGUACUCCACCCACUUGGACCUCGCCCAGGUGGAAGGAAGCUUCUGGGGGCAGCCUGGGGACUUAGUUUCCUGCUUGCCUUGCCCCAGCUGUUUCUGUUCUAUACCGUCCGCCGAGCUGGCCCAGUCCCCUUCACUCAGUGUGUCACAAAAGGCAGCUUCAAGGAUCGAUGGCAAGAGACCACCUACAACCUCUUCACCUUCUGCUGCCUUUUUCUGCUGCCACUGACUGCCAUGGCCAUCUGUUAUAUAUGCAUUGUUCUCAGUGUGUCAAGUCCCCAGACAAGGAAGAGGAACCAUGCCCCUGCCGGUGAAUUUGCCCUCCGCCGCUCCUUAGACAACCGCCCCCGUGUCCGUCUUCGGGCCCUGCGUCUGGCCCUGCUUGUCUUGCUGACCUUCGUCCUCUGCUGGACACCUUAUUACCUGCUGGGUCUGUGGUACUGGUUCUCCCCUACCAUGCUAACUGAAGUCCCUUCAAGCCUCAGCCACAUCCUUUUCCUCUUUGGCCUCCUCAAUGCUCCUCUGGAUCCUCUCCUCUAUGGGGCCUUCACCCUUGGCUGCCGAAGAAGGCGCCAAGAACUUAGUUCGGACUCCUCAAGGGAAGGAGGGUCUGGGAGAAUACCUGGACAGGAGAUUCAAGCCCUUAGACAGCUGGAAGUACAAACAAAUGUAGUGGCAAGAAAGGCAGGGGAAAUGAAAGAGACAUUACUAUAACAUCCAUCUGCUCAGGACAUAGAAACGGAAUAAUUACUCUCUAAUACCAUAAGCACAUCCCAUCUCUAUCUGUGCACUCUCAGCUUCCAAGAAAAAAAAAUACAGAGCAGUACCUCUACUUUGACUCUAGCUGAGACUUGAGAGCAUUAUUUAAUAUAGAAAUGCAUACAGAAUUCAGUUCCUGGGAGAAGUAUCUUCACAAUGACCCACACUGCCAUACUGUAAAUAGUGCUUCAGAGCUUCCAAUGUUAGAGCAAGAGAGUAAUUUUAAAUGUAGAAAACAAAAAUGGGAUAUUUAUUCAUAAUUCAAAGGAAACACUAAACAGGUAGGAUAAGAGAUUAAAUAUAAACACACCAAGUUCCACCCCAGCCCUGUCUCCCCAAGGCUGCAUGAUCAAAUGGAAUCUCUGGAAAGAACACCUUGACAACAGAGGACCUGUCAGCGACGUCUCCGGUCUGGACUCCUGCUGCGUCUUCGGCCACCUCUAGAGAAAACAAAGAGGGUGGGUAAGGGGGGAAGCCUUCAGAAUGACUUUGUACAGUGGUCUUAUUCUGUUUCACUUACAUUCCCUUCACCAAGAUAGCCCUUGCCCUCUCCAUUUUACCUCCUCUUGCCCUUGGGUGGACCACGGACGAAACACCAGUCCACACUGAUCGGCUGUCCCAUCAAAUCCUGACCAUUGAGUCCUUCCAUGGCAGCCUGGGCCUCCUUGUAUGUUUCAUACUCAACUAAAGUAUACCCCUUGAGGAAGUGAAAAAAACAGGUAUCAAAAUCCUAUUUCACUAAGUGUCAUUGGA
This is a messenger RNA of Choloepus didactylus (southern two-toed sloth), 2216 nucleotides long. RefSeq names its product gonadotropin-releasing hormone II receptor. The coding region runs from base 285 to 1418 and encodes 377 amino acids. NCBI's taxonomy places the organism in Eukaryota, Metazoa, Chordata, Mammalia, Pilosa, Megalonychidae. The transcript is spliced from 3 exons. Gene Ontology annotation, biological process: G protein-coupled receptor signaling pathway. Gene Ontology annotation, molecular function: gonadotropin-releasing hormone receptor activity; peptide binding. Gene Ontology annotation, cellular component: membrane. The record is from RefSeq and is a predicted model, not a curated record.